This is a messenger RNA of Melanaphis sacchari, 2938 nucleotides long. RefSeq names its product exocyst complex component 4 (gene Sec8). The coding region runs from base 193 to 2889 and encodes 898 amino acids. Gene Ontology annotation, cellular component: growth cone membrane; synapse; exocyst. The record is from RefSeq and is a predicted model, not a curated record. Lineage: Eukaryota; Metazoa; Arthropoda; Insecta; Hemiptera; Aphididae. Gene Ontology annotation, biological process: exocytosis; chemical synaptic transmission; Golgi to plasma membrane transport. The transcript is spliced from 15 exons.
AUUACAAUCUAAAGACUAUAGAUAUUAUGUUUAUCAUUCGUUUGCUUUUUCAAACUUGAUUUCAUGUAAAACUUUUAGUAUUAUCAGCCGCUUAACAUUUUAGUUAUUAUAAAAAAUAUAGAUUAUAAUUUAUUAAAAUAACUUUAAAAUACCUACCUAGUUUUCAAAAAUUAAUUCUUACUAACUUUUACCAUGGCAAAUCCACCAAGUAAACCACCGCGGGGAAUUAAGACUCCAAAGGAAACUAGCGGAUUACUAAUGACUAUGAUUCGAGCAUUGUCUGCUACUGAAUCUAACGAACAUCGUGAAAUUGAAAAAACUGCAUUAGAGAGAGAAUUUAAGCGAUGUGAUCAAAAAUUAGAAGAAUUGAUUUCUAUGGAACACCAAAAUCUUGCUCGUGUAAUGCAUUUAUUUACUUCAGUGUCUAGUGAAAUUAAUUUAUCUAGAGAACGAGUUCAAGCUGCUAAGCAGAAACUUCUUGCAUGUAAAACAUUAUUAAGAUGUAAACGGGAUGAGCUAAGAAAAUUUUAUGUUGAGAGUAUUGAGCAACAUCACAUGCUAACACAAUUGACUCAAAUUGAACAAAUUAAAGAAGUUCCUUUUCAAUUGAACGUAUUAGAAUCAAAAAAUCAAUAUUUACAAUGUACUAAAUUGCUAAUGGACACUUUGCAAAUAAGUAAUAAUGAUUUGAAAAAUAUAGAUGCAUUAAAUGAAUUAAGAAUUGAACUGAAACACAAAAAACAAGCUCUAUACAAUAGAUUAUUGGAUGAAUUAAUGAAUCAUAUUUAUGUUAUUUCACCACAAUCUGCUAAAUCAUUUCGUCGUACUGGGUCAGAUGGAUAUAAUUCUUCAUUUGGACAAAGUACAAGAAGAUCAUACAAAUAUAUACCACAAAUUGUUACACACAAAGACAAUUUAAAUGAAAAUAAUGAGACUGAUAUUAACGAGCUUGAUACCGAAAAAUUUGUCCCUAUAGCUGUUGAGUGCCUUGCCAUACUUUUUAAGUUAAAUGAUACAAUUGAAAAAUUAAAAUCUACAAUGCAAACACAAUUAGUUGAAAUUGUUGAAAAAACUACAAAACAAAUAUUAACUACUAAUCAAUCAAAAAAUUCUGGGGAACAAUUAGUAACUUUAGUAAACGGAGUCAUUUUACAAUUUUAUUCAGUUGUUGAUGCACACCAGCUCUUUUUAAGCAGUUUAGAUAAGAUUGUUGACCAAAAACUACUAGCCAAUGUAAACAAAUAUGAUCUUAAAUAUGUUUGGGAAAACAUUGAGUCUAUUGUGCAAAUGUUCUUAAGUAAUUAUUUGGACGUAAAUAGUCAUUCAGAUUUAGUUAUAAAAUCUACACCAAUUUUUAGUAAUAUUGAUCUAAAUAUUUUUUUUUCAAAGAAAAAAAUUCAAAGACCAAAACAAUGUCUUUUUAAGUUUUCAAAUGCUUUUGAAAGUUCUUCUGAUAUAUUAGAGAGACCUUUUACCAGUAUAACACAGACACAAACAAUGAUUUGCACAUCAAGUUCAGAUAAUAUAAUUUAUAUAUAUGAACCACUCACAAUGUUUAUACAACAAAUUGAACAAUCAAUAAACAUGAGUACAUGUACUUUAAGUUUAUGGCUUAAUGAAUACAUAAGAACAGUUUUUCUUGAUCGUCAGCAUAGUAAAGUAGCAACAACAGUUGAAUCAAUUACUAAGCAAGUUGAUGCUUGGCAUGCAAUUACUACACCAGAACAAAUUCAGGAGUUAAUCAUUUCUAGACCAUUAUUAUCAAGUACUGUUAGCAUAUGGAAUAAUAUAUGUCAAAUAAAAAAAUUGGUCAUAACUAUGCCAGAAUAUGCAUCACAUUUCUUAAUGAUAAUGGUUAGCAUUAGUAGAAGCUAUAAAGAAACUUGUGAUAGCUUAUUUACUUCCAAUAUUAAAUCAUGUGAUAAUACUACCAAGCUAGUUAGUUAUUUAUGGAUUCAAAAACAUGAUUUAGUUGACUAUCUCAAACAAUCUCACAACUGGGUUAGAAGAGAAUAUGAAAAUAAAUCAAAAAAAAGUUCAGUGGAUGAAUUAAAACGAUAUACUCAAGAAGUUGAUAAGUUGUUUGAGAAUUUAGAAGGAAACGAUUUUAAAGUAACCAGUGUUUCAGAUAUAAAUCAACUUAGGUGUUUAGCACACCUUUUGGAAAGCAUGGAAUGGUUUGGAAAAAAAUUAAAUGAGAUUUCAAAUCCAGAAUCAAAACAUUAUUUAGUCCCCAAAUUGAACACUUCUAAAACGGACAAUAAUAAUUUACCAUUGUCACUAGUUGAAACUUUACACCAAUUGGGUAAAGAUUUCCUUGAGAUUUCAGAUAAUAUUCUUUUGUACCUUUAUUUAGAAGUGCGUGCUAUAAGUAUUUACUAUCUUUUACCUAGUUUUGAAUCGGCUAUUGGAAACACAACAGAACCCAAAGUUUUGGAUCUUAAUCAAUCUGUAUCAUCAUUGCAUGAAGCUAUGUUGAAUGCAAUUUCAAAUAGCAAAUCUCAAUACAUUUUUGAAGGACUUGGUGAAGUGAUGGCCAAGAGUUUAGUAAACUAUACUCGAAAUAUAGAAACGAUUGAUGAAAUUGCAAUUAGAAAAAUAAUACGUGAUAUUACAAUGCUAAAAUACAACAUAGCUGCAAUGUUAGGAGCAUCACAAGUUACUUUAGAAAAAACAAUUCAUUAUUAUGAAUUAUUACUUUGCACUCCAAAGGAAAUACUGGAAGAGAUAUUGGAAAAAGGAGCUAGUUUCAGUGAAGCAGAGUAUUUAAAUUUGCUACAAAUUGUUCAUAGGAGUAAUAAAAACGUAGAAGAAACAACUAGUUUACAAAAUGAUUUGAAAAGAUUAUCGGAUAUUUUAUCACAGACUAAACAAACAUUUUUAAUAUAAUUAUUUUAUUCGGCAAUAAUAAACAUAAAUUAUAUUUUUUUAUAAUGAA